This is a messenger RNA of Nakaseomyces glabratus, 957 nucleotides long. It is a transcript of the gene AME1, whose product is annotated as Ame1p. The record is from RefSeq and is a predicted model, not a curated record. NCBI's taxonomy places the organism in Eukaryota, Fungi, Ascomycota, Saccharomycetes, Saccharomycetales, Saccharomycetaceae.
AUGGAUAGAGACACGAAGUUGCUAGCGCGGCUGCGGGGCAGUCAUAGCAGGAACGUCAAGAGGAGCAAAUCCAUCUCGUUUGCUGAUGUGGAUGCGGAUUUGGAUGAGAAUGCAAAUGUGGAUGUGGAUGUGGAUGUGGAUGCGGAUGAGAAUGCAAAUGUGGAUGUGAAUGCAGAUGUGGAGCCUGUGUUUGAUAAUGAAUAUGAAGCGACACCAGAUAUACUAGACGUACCAGUACCAGAUACUACACCUCACACACAAGGAUCAGAAACUGGCAAUAUAAGCACGCCUGAUGUGCCCAGGUACACGGGUGUCGAUGCACACAUACAAUCGAGUGCAUACGACUUCGAGGACAUACCGGUGUCGAGGCUGUACUCCUCGAUCACCUCGGUCACCACUAUACAUGUGCUGCAGGCGAUAUUCACAAACCUGUUGCAGAACGACCUGAUACCACAGGCGUUGACCGCCUUUAACGGUACCACUAACGUGCCGAGACUGUCCCAAUUGAAGAAGAUGUCCCACAAGCUGGACAUGCGGAUAUUUCAAGUGCUCGCAGAACAACUGACCGCGGACCUGGAUGACCUCCUGGACAUCAAUAAAGCCAACAACGAGCUCUGCUACCAGUUGAAGGAACUAACCGCAAACUCGCAGCUGCUGAACAAAGAACUCAUCGCGGUGCGGAAAGAACACCAAACUAUUAAAUACGGGGGCAAGAAACACAAAUUGGAGAACGAUAGAGCAAACAUUAACUCAAAGAUUCAGCUGAAUGCACAAUUGGUGGAACUUACAGAGGCUUUACUCAACGAUAACGAAGACGAUCAAGCUGAUGCACCACUGACUAUUAACAGCCUGAACUUGAGACAUACUUGUGAGUUGCUCGACCCACACAAUGGAUUGGUAAAGAGACUACAGUCAAAGAUAAACGAAAUUAAGUCCCUGCAAGAAGAUUCAACUUGA